GUUCCAUCGCAACAUGGGGAGAAUCGUUGCCCCGCGUGGCCUCUUGAUGCAGUGCCGGUAAUUUGGAUGCCCAUAAUAACAGUGCUCGCCUCCCACGGGGAAAAGAAGGCCUGCCAAACACACCAUUCUCGUGGCAUAUCAGGAACAUGGCUCUCAUUCCACAACCGGCGUCGGUGACGCUCGGGGACGGUCACGUCGACUUGGCGAGCCUGCAAGACGUUUCAGAAGACGUUGACACCUCAAUGCCGCGCGAGGGCUACAAGAUUGACGUCUCAGCGGCAUCGGGCGUGAGCAUCAGGGCGGGCUCAGCUACAGGCCUGUUCUACGGACGCCAGACACUCCGUCAGCUAUUGCCUCCUUCGGCGCUCCGCCGAGCUGGCACCGUCUCCCAGGGACCGUGGCGUCUUCGUGAGCAGAAAAUCUCGGACGCCCCGUCAUCGGGUCUCGGCUGGCGCGGCUGCAUGCUGGACGUUGCACGCCACUACAUGCCCGUGUCCGACGUGCUACGGUUCAUCGACCUCAUCGCUUUCCACAAGCUCAACGUCCUGCACCUGCAUCUCACCGACGACCAGGGCUGGCGCAUCGACGUGCCGAGCUGGCCUCGUCUGGCCUCGGUGGGCGGGUGGCGCGAGCGGUCUAUGAUGGGAUCGAGGAUUCACAAGCUCUACGACUCUCGGCCUCAUGGCGGCGUCUACUCGGCCGACGACCUGCGCGAAGUCGUGGCGUACGCCGCGGAGAGGCACGUCACCGUCAUCCCCGAGGUGAACAUGCCGGGCCACAUGCAGGCUGCCGUCGCGGCGUACCCGGAGCUGGGCAACACCGACGUCGAGGGUCGAGAGCGAGACGGCUCCGUGCGCGACGCAUGGGGCGUCUCGACGCGAGUGCUCAAUGUGUCAGACGAGACGCUUGACUUUUGCCGCCAGGUCCUGGACUUUGUCUGCGACGUCUUCCCCUCCCAGACGAUUGGCAUCGGCGGCGACGAGUGCCCGUAUGAGGAGUGGAAAAGCAGCGUCGCGGCGCAGACGCGUAUGAGGGAGCUGGGCCUCACCAGCGAGCGCGAGCUGCACGGCUGGCUGAUGGGGGAGAUGGCUGCGCACCUCGCGAGUCGCGGCCGGCGCGCCUACGGAUGGGACGAGAUCAUGGCGGGCUACACGGGGCCCCCGGAGGCUGUCCAGGUGGCCGCGUGGAGGGGCCCCUGGCCGACCACAGUGGCGGCCCGACGGGGCUUCGACGUCGUAUCAUGUCCAGAUCUGAGCGCCUACCUAGACUACAGGCAGUCGGACGACGAGAGUGAGCCGACACCGGUGGGCACGCGGUUGACUUUGGAGGAUGUGUACGCCUUCGAACCCGUGCCCCCCGGCUUGACGCCCGAGGAGGCGUCGCACGUCGUCGGCGCGCAGGUCAACGUGUGGACAGAGCACAUGGAGAGCGCGCGUCGCGUCGACUACAUGGUGUUCCCGCGACUCUGUGCCUUUGCCGAGGUCGCCUGGGGCAAGCCCGCCGGCAAGGGUUUCGAGGACUUUCGUCGGCGGCUUGAGGAGUCGCAUCUGGCCAGGCUCACCGCGUUGGGGGUCAAUUAUCGGCCGCAGACGGGGCCGCGGCCGUGGGAUGCCCGUCCGGAUGCUCCCGGCAGGCCCCUCCCGCGUGCCGUUCGCGAAGCGCAACUUGAUGAGCUGACUGCCGAGCUCAAGGAACUGGCAAAGUAACGUCUGUACGUAGUUAGCCAGCAAAUCAAUAACGGGG
This is a messenger RNA of Purpureocillium takamizusanense, 1743 nucleotides long. RefSeq lists its product as uncharacterized. The record is from RefSeq and is a predicted model, not a curated record. Lineage: Eukaryota; Fungi; Ascomycota; Sordariomycetes; Hypocreales; Ophiocordycipitaceae. Gene Ontology annotation, molecular function: beta-N-acetylhexosaminidase activity. The transcript has a single exon. Gene Ontology annotation, cellular component: membrane. Gene Ontology annotation, biological process: carbohydrate metabolic process; glycosaminoglycan metabolic process. Bases 147 to 1706 code for a protein of 519 amino acids.